Molecule: messenger RNA, 1988 nt
Organism: Lagopus leucura (white-tailed ptarmigan)
Lineage: Eukaryota; Metazoa; Chordata; Aves; Galliformes; Phasianidae
Gene: MSL1
Product: MSL complex subunit 1
Exons: 8
Coding region: 446-1588 (380 amino acids)
Cellular component (GO): MSL complex
Source: RefSeq, a predicted model, not a curated record
AUGGGCAGCACUGCUGGGCGAGAAGCAGCCGGGCAGCGAGGGGCCAUCUUGUGCUGCUGGGGCAUCUCAGGUCGUGCAUCUGCACACCUGCUGUGCCCGGCUUCCCCAUCAUUAGCAUUACGGGGCUGCAUUGCCUGCAGCACGCAGACAUCAUCGCCCUGCCGUGACUGGGUGCAGUCUCUGCUCUCAGCCUCCCCUCUCCAGCUCAGGAGAGCGAGCAUGAGUUAAUGAUGGCACUCACUGCGCGUAGCAAAACCUGCAGCGUCCCACAGCCCGCUGACCUUGGGGUGCGGGCGCAGCGCCAGGGGUCGGGUGCCACCUAGGGGCUCCUCCUGUGCCUUGGAAGCUCUCCAUUGCCUGAGUUGUAAGGUAAAAGCCAGGACAGGCACAGUUUGCUGUGGUCAGGAAGUAGGAAGGCACUGACUGUGGUCGUCUGUGUCCUGCGAUGGCUGAGCCCUUCUGCAGGCAGGCUGUGGGUGCUGCAGGGUGGCUCUCACUGGAGGUAUUCCCCUGCUCACCCAUCAGCAUGCGUCUGAGCCGUGCUGUUUCUGUGUUCCAGCUCCUUGCGCGCAUUGAGCGCAUGGAAAGAAGAGUGCAGCUGGUGAAGAAGGACACCGAGAGAGAAAAACACAGGAUUUUCCAGGGCUUCGAGGUGGAUGAGAAGGCUGAAGCAGAGGCGUGUGAGAAACUGCCACUGGAAUGCCCACAGGAACUGCUGGAGCCCUCGCAAACCCUGCAGCCCAAGCACUUCCCCUACGGCCGGAAUGGGAAGGGGCAUAAAAGGAAGCCGGCGUUUGGGAGCGCAGAGAGGAAAACGCCCGUUAAGAAAUUGGUGUCUGAGUUCUCAAAGGUGAAGGGUAAAACUCUGAAGCACUCUCCGGUGAAAGAGGAGUCGAGUGGUUCUUUGUCUGAAACUGUUUGCAAACGAGAACUGCGGAGCCAAGAGACUCCAGAAAAAAACAGGUCGCUGCUGGAGACCCCGCUCAGACCCUCCGCCCCGCUGAAGGGCCCCAGCAGCCACCCCAAGGAAAAGGGCUUCUUCAGCGAGAUAGACGAUCUGCCCUACCUUUCCACCACGGAAAUGUACUUGUGUCGCUGGCAUCAGCCCCCCCCAUCACCGUUGCCGUUACGAGAGCCCUCCCCAAAGAAGGAGGAGACUGUAGCAAUUCCAUCUUGGAGGGACCAUGUUGUGGAGCCCCUGCGAGACCCCAACCCCUCAGACAUCCUGGAGAACCUCGAUGACAGCGUGUUUUCCAAACGGCAUGCAAAACUGGAGUUGGAUGAAAAACGAAGGAAAAGAUGGGAUAUCCAAAGGAUCAGGGAACAAAGAAUUUUACAGCGACUGCAGCUCAGAAUGUAUAAAAGGAAAGGAAUUCAGGAGUCGGAGCCUGAAGUUACCUCAUUUUUCCCUGAGCCGGAUGAUGUGGAAAGCUUGUUGAUCACCCCCUACCUGCCUGUCGUUGCCUUUGGCCGCCCCUUACCCAAACUGACCCCACAGAACUUCGAGCUGCCCUGGCUGGAUGAGCGCAGCCGCUGCCGGCUGGAGGUGCAGAAGAAGCAGACCCCCCACCGGACCUGCAGGAAGUAGCAGCGCAGCGGAGCCGGGAGCUCUAAAUCCUCAACGCACAACGUUGGUUCUUUUUUAAUUUAAGCCUUCUGAGGGUGGCAGCGUGGCAGCGACCCGACCCCCCUCACGCUGUGCCAGGAGGAGCCCCGUUCUGUGCCAGGCUGUUCCUACGGGCGCAGUGCUGGAGGGCGCUGCUCGCCGCUCCCCGCGGCUGAGCGGCAGGAAAUGGGGAACAAACGUUAAUUAAACGCAUCGCCCCGCCCUGCCGUGCGCGUGCGGCCUGGGCCCGGCCCGGAGCCCGCCCCGUGUGCCUGGGUCGCUGUGUAAAUACCCCCGGUGCUGACUCAAUGCAGACGUUUUGUUUGUUUGUUUGUUUGUUUGUUCUGUUUUUGGUUGUUUUUUUUUUUUCCUUUUUUUUUUU